Closterium sp. NIES-65 is the source of this 4356-nucleotide messenger RNA. The record is from the annotation of a GenBank genome assembly. Lineage: Eukaryota; Viridiplantae; Streptophyta; Zygnematophyceae; Desmidiales; Closteriaceae.
AUGCCGCCCGAGCCGCCCGAGCCGCCCGAGCCGCCCGAGCCGCCCGAGCCGCCCGAGCCGCCCGAGCCACCCGAGCCGCCCGAGCCGCCCGAGCCGCAGCGCCACCUCAGCCGCCCGAGCCACCGGGUCGCCGAGCCGCCGGGUCGCCGAGCCGCCGAGCUGCAGUUGCUGCUGAGCAGCCGUACCGCUGAGCCGCCAAGCCGCCGAGCCGCCCGAGUCGCCCGAGCAGCCGAGCCGCCCGAGUCGCCCGAGCCGCCGAGCCACAGUUGCUGUAGUGCCGCCAUGCCGCCAACUCGCCGAGUCGCCGAGUCGUCGAGCCUCCUCUUCCCACCACUGGUGAGCCCCUGCCUUACUAGCGCGCUGCCUACUGCUUGCUUGGCUGCCUGCCUUACUACUGCUACUCCUGCUCCUGCUUCUACUGGCGGCGGCCAGAUGCAGCUCCAACGACGCCCACGCGCGUCUCUUACGCCCCGGCAGCUUCGUGAGUGGUACGCUCAGAGUGGAGGGUCUCUCAGUUUUGUUCGCUGCUCUUACGUGAUUGGCACUGGUGCUCGGACUGGUCAGCCUUGUGGGACGCCUAGUCACACACCGUCCCGCUGCUUUGCCCGUCUGAGCGAUGCCUGGCGUACCGCGUUUGGCGACGAGGCUGAGCUCCCCGACUGGGUGGAGUUGCUUAGGCAGAGGGUAGAUAUAUUUGCUCUUGACUAUGAUGCUAUUCUCACUGCCAUGUAUGCAUUGCCUACUAGUGCUGACCGUGCCGGUCACCUGUGCGUACCGCCUGACCCGGGUAUAGAUCCUGCUGCUCUAGCUGCUGGUGCGGCUGCUGCUCUGGGUGCUAGUGUGUCUCCUGCUCCAGGUACAGGUGCGGCUGCUGCUCUAGGUGCUAGUGAGUCUGCUUCAUCAGUUGCGGGUGAGUCUGCUCUCUCAGGUACCGCGUCGGCUCCGGCCUCUCACACCUUCACCCUUGACUCGGGGGCUUCCCGCUCCUUCUUUCGAGACUGCACCACACUCACGCCGCUUGGUCGGCCAGCUGCAGUCUCUCUGGCAGACCCCUCUGGGGGCCCUGUCCUUGCUCACUUCUCCACUGUCCUCCCGUGUCCGGCGGCCCCCUCUGGCACCCUUUCUGGUCUUUACCUCCCCUCGUUCUCUACAAACUUGGUGAGUGGUGCUGACCUGCAGGAUGCGGGGGUUCACCAGUUCACUCCUGCGAGUCAACGGGUGACCCACUGCACAGACGCUCGGACAGGCCGGCACCUGGUGACGUUUACUCGUCGGCCGGGGUCGAGCCUGUACACACUGACCAUUGCGUCUCCUCCAGUUGCUGAGCCUAGUAGGGUAGCUGCGUCGGGUCAGGUGUUUGCUGCAGCGUCCAGAGGCAUGGCCUCUCGUCUUCUUGUUUCUGGUCUCCCCCGGUCCCUCCCUCCCCUUCCUCAGGGCCUUGGCCCUACCUGUGUCCCCUGUGUCGAGGGGCGCAAGCGUGCUGCCCCUCACUCCUCCCAGUUUCCUCCGACAGAGGCCCCGUUGCAGACGCUUCAUAUGGACGUGUGGGGUCCAGCCCGCGUCCGUGGACAGGGUCACGAGCGCUACUUCCUGCUAGUUGUUGACGACUACUCGCGUUACUCCGUAGUCUUCCCCUUGCGCAGCAAGGAUGAUGUUACUGAGACCUUCACGCUUCCGGACUCUCCGCAGCAAAAUGGGAUUGCUGAGUGCCGCAUUGGCAUGGUCAAGGACGUCGCUCGUACGUCUAUGAUGCAUGCGGCUGCCCCCUAUUUUCUGUGGCCGUUUGCGGUCAGGUACGCGGCGCAUCAGAUCAACCUUCACCCCAGGGUCUCCAGGCCGGAGACCUCCCCAGCCUUGCUGUGGACGGGGAAGGUUGGCGAUGCGUCGGCGUUCCGGGUCUGGGGAUCUCGGGCGUUUGUCCGCGACUUGUCUGCGGACAAGCUGUCCCCUCGUGCUGCUCCUUGCGUCUUCCUGGGGUUCCCCCCUGACGCGCCUGGGUGGCAGUUCUACCACCCCACCUCUCGUCGUGUUCCGUCCUCCCAGGACGUCACGUUUGACAAGUCGGUCCCCUACUACCGCCUCUUCCCCUACCGCACUCCGUCCCUCCCCCCGCCCCCGCUCUUCCUUGUACCAGACGCAGUCGAGCCUGUCGAGGUCACUGGUGACUCUGGUGCUGCUGAGGGUGCUGAGCCUGGGGGUGCUGUGCCUGGGGGUGCUGAGCCUGGGGGUGCUCCGCCUCGGGGUGCUUUGCCUGGGGGUGCCGGGCCUGGGGGUGCUGAGUCUGGAGGUGCUCCGCCUGGAGGUUCUCCGGGUGCUUCGUCUCGCCGGGUGCCACUCUCUCCACAGGAGCUACGCGAGUGGUUUGCCCGGCGCUGGAGCCGUGCAGCUGAUGCUAGAGGUUCUUCGGCUACUGGGGGUGCUGAGCCUAGGGGUGCUGAGCCUAGGGGUGCUGAGCCUGGGCAUGCUACGCCUGGGGGUGCUAAGCCUGGGGGUGCUGAGCCUGGGGGUGCUGAGCCUGGGGGUGCUGAGCCUGGAGGUACUCCCCCUGGAGGUUCUCCGGGUGCUACGUCUCGCCGGGAGCCACUCUCUCCACAGGAGUUGCGCGAGUGGUUUGCUCGGCGCUGGAGCCGUGCUGCUGGUGCUGGAGGUUCGUCGGCUACUGAGGGUGCUACUGUCGCGGGUCCCGGAGGUGCUUGUCCUGGGAGUACUGGAGCUGUUGGGACUGCAGGUUCGACUGGAGCUAGUGCUGCUGAGGGUGUUGGCGCUGAGACUACCACUAGCGGUCCUGCUGCGGGUGCUCCUGUUGCUGCUGGAGGUUCUGGAGCUCCUGGAGGUGCUGCUGGAGCGGGUGCUCCUACUAGAGGUGCUGCUGAGGGUGUUGGCGCUGAGACUACCGCUGGCGGUCCUGCUGGGGGUGCUCCUAGUGCUGCUGGAGGUUCUGGAGCUACUGGUGGUGCUGCUGGAGCGGGUGCUCCUGCUGAGGGUUCUGGUGCUGUCCCUGCUGCUUCUGGCGUCGCCACGCGGCCUCGAUCGUACUUCGUUCCACUCCUGGAGCAGGUUCUUGGUCUUCCACCUUCUACUGGUCCUCCUCCUCCCUUAGAGUGUCCACAGCCUGUCCCGUCCCAUCUACAGUUGCAGCCUAAGUCCCCUUUGCCUGCUCCUUCUCCCUACACUGGUCCUACUGGAGGUCUGGCUGAGCGUCGUGAGCCUGCGUCACGCCCUGCGUCGCGUGUCCGUGCUACUCGCACUAGUGGUCGCUGUUCACGUCAGCGUCCUCCUCCUGUCCCUGGCACGCACCGGAUGUCUCUGCGUCCGUCCACUGCUCCUCUGCGUGCCUCUUUGCCUUCUCCUCCUGAGUCCUCUCUUCCUGCUCUUGCCGACCCGGAGUCAGACUCUCUUCGUGCUGCCAAUCCUACUGUCACGCGUCUCCUUGCUACUGUUGUCACUGACCCUUCUUUUGAGUCCACUGCUGCGUCUGCCCUAGUUGCUGAGCUCGUCGACUUUGCUGCUCACUGUCGCCUAGACUACGCUGCUAGUCUUGUCGCUGAGUCUGAGUCUGUCUGUCCUCCGUCCGUCGGGGGUGAGUGUGCUCUUGGCACGGACGUCCUUGAGGACAGGCAGGAGGAGUUCCAAUGUCAGGCAGCUGCUUCACCUCAUCUCGUGUCCGUACUGCUUACCCCUGAGGGAGAUCUGGAUGCACUUGACAUCCCGACUCCGCGCUCUUACGCGGAGGCGAUAGAGGGUCCCUACUCCUCUCAGUGGCAGGCAGCUAUGGAUGCAGAGAUGGCUUCCUGGAAGUCCACAGGCACCUACCUUGACGCUGUCCCCCCUCCUGGGGCGAACAUCGUCAGUGGCAUGUGGAUCUUCAGGGUGAAGCGGCCGCCGCGUUCUCCGCCUGUCUUCAAGGCGCGUUACGUGGCUCGUGGCUUCAGUCAGCGGCAGGGAGUUGACUACUUCCAGACCUUCUCCCCCACCCCGAAGAUGACCACUCUUCGGGUACUGCUGCACGUUGCUGCUCACCGUGACUACGAGCUGCACUCUCUUGACUUCAGCACAGCUUUCUUGCAGGGCAGCCUGCACGAGGAGAUCUGGCUGCGUCGCCCACCUGGCUUCACUGGGUCUUUCCCUCCUGGUAACCAGUGGAGUCUCCGUCGUCUAGUCUACGGUCUCUGCCAGGCGCCACGUGAGUGGCACGACACACUGAGGACUACGCUUGCGGCUCUUGGGUUUGCUCCUUCUACUACCACCCGUCGCUGUUUCUGCGCACCGACACCUCUGUGCCGCCGUUCUACAUCCUCGUGUACGUCGACGACUUGGUCUUUGCCACAGCUGACACUGCUGGACUCGCCUACGUGA